Messenger RNA from Carassius auratus (goldfish), 2039 nucleotides. RefSeq lists its product as uncharacterized. The record is from RefSeq and is a predicted model, not a curated record. The coding region runs from base 228 to 1409 and encodes 393 amino acids. NCBI's taxonomy places the organism in Eukaryota, Metazoa, Chordata, Actinopteri, Cypriniformes, Cyprinidae. The transcript has 4 exons.
GCGGCAUUGACCAAUGAGCGGUCGAGCUGCGGCGGCUAUGGCGUCUGCUGAUUUGCAACCCGCCGAAACAGGAUCGGUGAAGAAGGAGACCUUCGAUCGGUUCGCCAUGGACUGUUCUAGGAUCAGUAAGGUUUAAAUACGACUCUAACCAUAGAGCGAUACAGAAUUGUGUUCAAAAGUGGUCAUCAUUGGUCAUCAACAAGCUGGUGCUUGUGAGAGAGAAAAAGAUGGAUCCGUCUUCAGGCAUGCACAUGUCUGCUGUUCCCCAGAACAAUGAAGUGGUCCACGUCUCUGUCGGUAACCCCAUUAUAACCAUGUAUCAGCCGCAACCACAACCUCCAAACAUUGCACAAAUCAUCACACAGCAUGUGAUACCUCAAGAAGUCUCCUGUCAGGGUAUACCGCACACGAUCCCAUCACACAUCCAAAUGCCAACUCACAUCCAGACUCAGUCACACAUCCAGCCUGCUCCACAUCUGCAGACUCCACAGCAAGGCCACAUGGAAGCACAUGCUCAUAUUCCGACCCAAGACCACGUAUCAACACAAGGUCCAUCAGAAGGCCAGAGUGCCCCGCCGUCUCAAGAUGGUGCAGUAAACUCACUGCAAGUCCCUUUUGCAGAGGUAGCCUCCCUGCUGGACCCUAACAUGAAGAGCUCAAAGGCUCGCAAAUACCAGAUCCAUUACAAUGAGGUGAAGAGGAGAUUGGAACCACCUGAGAAGAUGUCUCUCCGAUCUCUGGCUGCCUACACGAGAGUGAGUCGCGGUCCGGCUAGUAAGAAAACACUCUUGGAGUCUCUAAAUGUCUUUGGUCUGUCACCAAGCACCAAUACAGCAGUAUCCAGUUCCUUUUCCAAACUAACUGAAGGUGACACAGCUGCCCUUUGCAAAGACAUGAAGGAUUUUGCACUGCAAUAUGUCGAUUAUGAGAAUAUGGCGAAACAGCUGCUACCUGAAACAAACCAAGUGCAGCACUGGUCAAAAAUCAUUGAAACAAGGAAUUAUCUAGAGGAGAUGAGGAAGAUUUUUAAUGACCCUCUGAAUACACGUUUGUUCUCCAAUGUUACGCAUGGUCUUGGUAACGGCAUGAUGGAAGUGGCUCUCGAUGUGAUAGAUAACGUCAUCGACCGACAAAUCCGAAUCCUCUCAGGGAACACCGACCCCAAACCCGAACCUCCGGUGAGAAGGAUAAGGAAACGCAACCGCAAGCCCAAAGCGGCCACAGAAGACGGCAAACCUAAAGAAAAGGGCAAAAGGGGACGGAAGAAAGGGAAACAGAUGUGCAUGGAUUCUGUUGUUCCUGAGGUUCAACAGUCCUCAGAGAUGGAGAGCAGCAUGUUAACACUAGUCUCUGUAGGAUACGAAACUAUUUCUAGUGGACUUAACACCACCAAUUCAGGUCUUGUGUAACAUCACGUGCCUGAAAGGUGCAGAGAGUCACUGUGAAUUCUGAGUGCAAAAAGUUUUUCAUAGAAAUAUUUAGUUUUAUAUAUGUUAGACUUCUCUUAUUGUCUCAAGACUGGCUAUAUAUAUAUAUAUAUAUAUAUAUAUAUAUAUACAUACAUACAAUUUUCUCACAAUCUGGUCAAUCAAGAAAAUAAUGUUCUGAGAGGCUGUUGACAGAGAUGUUCUGAUUUAAACCAAUCAUGUAUUGCCCUCAACCUUUUGUUUUUCUGUUUGUGGCAAAGAACACAUGUACACAGACCAUGUAUGCUAUUAAUGUAGCAUGCAACAAUUUGUUUUUCAAGCACUAUGUUGUAUUCACAAUAUCAGUUUCUGUUAGUCUCAUUUUAGAAUUUGAUCUCAGAAGGGUUCUUUGAUUCUGUUGUACUUAAUCUUACAAACUCUUUGGUUUGCAAUUUAGUUUGAGAAUGAACAUAUCUUCUCUUGGACAUUGUUUGAUUUUUUUUUUUGGACUAUUUAUUUUCUUUUUCUGUUUUGUGUCCUAUAUUUAGUGUAUGUGAAUGACUGUAGCCUGUACUCUGUAAGUUUUGCAGAUUGCUCAUCAUAUGCUUGAAUUAAAAGCAUUACCUUUUUUAA